AAAAGAAGAAAAAAAAGCCAAUGAAUUUUGAUUCAUAUAUCCUUCUCAUUGAUUGAUUUCACCUACUGUCAACGGGGUUGUCUCUAUAUAUAAUGUGGGUGAAGUUUGAUCUUUUCGAUAACCCAUUUUCUUAAUCUUCUCAUUUUUGGUUGUUUAGAUAGAUAGAUAGCCUAUAUGGGAGAUCGCCGACCUGUAUCUGUUGCUGAUGAAACCAUCAAUGUGGUUUUACAGUGCAUUCAACCAACCCUCGACUCGGAAGAGAAGAGGAAAGGGAUAAUCGAGUACUUUCAGAGACUCGUUAAAACAACCUUUGGACACCAGGUGUUUCCAUAUGGUUCUGGCCCUUUGAAGACCUAUCUCCCAGACGGGGAUAUUGACUUAACCGUGGUUAACAACCCUACUUGUAAGCACAUGUUGCCAGUUGAUUUGCAUGCAGUUCUUCUGAGGGAACAAGUGAAUGAAAAUGCUCAGUUCAAAGUUGAGUCAAUACACUUCAUUGAUGGUGCUGAGGUUAAAAUAAUAAAAUGCCUUGUUCAGAACACAGCUGUUGACAUUUCGUUCAACCAAUUAGGCGGUCUUUCUAGUUUAUGUUUUCUUGAGAAGAUGGAUCGUGUUAUUGGGAAGGACCACCUCUUCAAACGUAGCCUUAUUCUAAUAAAGACCUGGUGUUUUCAUGAGAGUCGCAUUCUUGGUGCACGCAAUAGUCUGAUUUCUACAUAUGGUUUGGAAAUAAUGGUAUUGUACAUAUUCCAGAUGUUCAAUCAGGACUUAAACCAGCCUCUUGAGGUUCUUGAUCGGUUCUUGGAUUACUUCAGCAAGUUUAACUGGAAAAUUCUAGGAGUUAGUGUGAAAGGUCCAAUAUUAAAAUCAGCACUGCCAAAUAUAGUUGUUGAGAACCCGGUGAAUUUGACAAAUGAUAUCUUGUUUCCCGAGGAUUUUCUGAGGAAUUGUACGGAUUUCUUCAAUGUUGCAUCAAGACAUGAUGAGAAUUUGAAAAUAUUUCCGGCUAUGUUCCUUAACAUCGUUGAUCCGAUGAAGGAAAACAACAACCUUGGACGCAGUGUCAAUAAAGGUAACUUUCAACGCAUAUGUAGUGCAUUUAGGUUGGGCGCUAAAACUCUCCGUCUAGCACUUGAAUCCCCAAACGACGAAAUUGCACACAGUGUGAAGAAGUUCUUCUCGACCACAAUAAAGAGGCAUGGACACAGAUUAUUCACUUCUGAAAAUGCGAAGUCUGAGAACAGUGCAACAUCUGAAGGAGAAUGCGAUAAGGAUAUGGUGCUAAUAGAGAGUGAUGAUGAGAACUCUAUAGAUGGUUCGGAGAGACUGGACCUUGAUUGUAUUGCGACUGACUUAGAAUGUCGGUAUCCACUGUGUGAGCUCAGUGGAGAAUUCGACGACCAUAUAAGGAACCUAUUGUGGAGUAAGUUUGGUGUUGAAAAUAGAAUACACCCUCCUACUUUUGUAUGGUCCAAUACUCCUUUGUUUGUUCCUUAUCAAGCACCAACAUUGGCUAUGAGAAUGGAUACAUUGAGUUUGGUACCUGGUUUCGAAGAAAGACCAAUGCACCAGGGCGGUCCUCAACCUUUCCACCAUCUACCGAACUGGUCUCCACCUACUUAUUUGUGGAAUAAUAAUUCUACCCAGUUCAGUAGUCAUGGCAACAACUCAGUUUUGGUGCCUUUGGAGAGGAGACAUGAUUUUCAUCCUGUAGGAGUUUUGGUGCCUAUACCUGGAUUUGCUCUAAACCGUGGUCCAAACCCAAACCCAAACCCAAACCCAAACUCAAACCCGAACCCGAACUCAAACCCAAACUCAAACCCCAAUCAAAAUCAGUCUCAUUUUAGAAAGAACUAGAUAAGAGAAUUUUGAGCAUGUCUUCUAGAAAUACUAAGGCACUCUCAAUUUUUUUGAAGUAUUAAAAAUAUAUUUUCAAUUGUUAAGUUUUUUAUAAAUAAAGCUGUCAGAAUCACAAUUUUUCUAUUUCAAU
Impatiens glandulifera is the source of this 1990-nucleotide messenger RNA. RefSeq lists its product as uncharacterized. The coding region runs from base 175 to 1857 and encodes 560 amino acids. NCBI's taxonomy places the organism in Eukaryota, Viridiplantae, Streptophyta, Magnoliopsida, Ericales, Balsaminaceae. The record is from RefSeq and is a predicted model, not a curated record. The transcript has 8 exons.